GGCAAAAGAACAAGACAGCUAUGAAUAUGAACAUCGCUACAAUAUGCUUGCUAUUGUUGUUGGCAUCCACUGCCAAUGUUGCCCAAUCCGGUGUCUUUGAUGUGCAGAAGUAUGGAGCAAAGCCUGGCCAGGACAUCAGUCAGGCUUUGACAAAAGCUUGGAAAGAAGCAUGCGCUGCAGGAGGUACAAGUAAAAUUGUGAUUCCUAAAACCACAUACAACUUAGGCAGCUCAACGAGUUUACAAGGGCCUUGCAAGGGUCCUAUGCAGAUUCAGCUUGACGGCAUAGUAAGGGCCCCAGCAAACCCCCACCAGCUCAAGACUGAUGGUUGGCUCGUUAUUGGUCGUGUCGACAGCUUCACUCUAUCGGGCACUGGAACACUAGAUGGCCUAGGAGCAACUUCUUGGAAACAAAAUGAUUGUGGCAAAAACAGCAACUGCAAAUUACUUGCAACGACUUUAAGGCUCGACUUCGUCACAAAUGGAGUGAUUCAAGGCAUUACAUUCAAGGACCCCAAAAGUUUCCACAUUAACGUUUUGGGAUGCAACAAGUUGAAGAUCCAACAUGUUACCAUCACUGCACCCAUAACAAGCCUCAACACCGACGGAAUCCACAUUGGACGUUCAAAUGGGAUCACCAUUUCGGACACAACGAUUGGAACCGGUGAUGAUUGUAUCUCCCUUGGUGAUGGAAGCAAAGAUGUUACUAUCCAAAGAGUUAAAUGUGGACCAGGCCAUGGAAUUAGCAUAGGAAGCCUUGGGAAGUACUUCAAUGAACAACCUGUAGCUCGCAUCAAAGUUCUAGAUUGCACCUUUACCGACACAAUGAAUGGUGUAAGGAUCAAAACAUGGCCUUCCUCCCCUUCUGCCGGAACUGCAGACGAUAUAACUUUCAAGGGUCUUACCAUGAAUAAGGUCGGCAAUCCUGUCAUUGUAGAUCAAGCGUACUGCCCAUACAGUCAAUGCAAAUCACAGAUUCCCUCUAGAAUUAAGAUCAGCAAUUUGAUGAUUGACGACGUUCAAGGGACUUCUGCAACUCGGGAGGCUCUCAAGAUUAUCUGCAGUAAGGAUGAACCAUGCCAGAACGUGAAGGUUUCAAACAUUAACCUUUCAUACCUUGGAGCUGAGGGGAAAGCUAUGAGCGUAUGUGAAAAUGUCAAGCCCGCGGUCUCUGGCACGCAGAACCCUCCUAUUUGUCCUCGCCAUUAAGUAAACGGCUAGUAAUUAGUCGGUAUAAGCAGUAGGAGGCCGGAAGCUGAAAUAAAUUCCCUUGCGGAAGCAUAUAAGUUGUAAUAUUCUCUUUCAAACGUAUACAUACUAGGGCUUGUGUUCUUAUGAUGAACAAAGCAAAUUUGCAUGUAAUGAAAGUUCUGAUGAAUUAGUCAAAUAAUAGUGGUA
Molecule: messenger RNA, 1397 nt
Organism: Corylus avellana
Lineage: Eukaryota; Viridiplantae; Streptophyta; Magnoliopsida; Fagales; Betulaceae
Product: exopolygalacturonase-like
Biological process (GO): carbohydrate metabolic process
Molecular function (GO): polygalacturonase activity
Source: RefSeq, a predicted model, not a curated record